AGCAGCAGCGCUGCGAGGCUGCUGCUGCCGCCGCCUGAUGCUGCUGUUGAUCUGCAGCAGCAAAGCCUUGAGAUAGACUUAACGCUGCAGCAGCUGCUGCAGCGGGAGGACCCGCUGCAGCAGCCACAGCAGCAGCAGCAGCAGCAGCACUACCUGCGAGAAGAUGCAUCUCUUCGGCCAUUCUACAAUAACAGCAGCAGCAGCAGCGCGAGAACAGCAGCAGCAGCUUUCUUAGGGGGGCAGCACCAACAAGACAGAUUGAGAGACCAGAUACAGCAGCAGCAGCGGCAGGAGCAGCAUCAGGAGCAGCAACAAUUCAUGCAUGAGCGCUUGCAGCAGCAGCAGCAACAGCAGCAGCAGCAGCAGGAACACCUUCUGCACGAGCGUCUGCAGCAGCAACAAUUGCAGCAGCACCAAAUGCAACAGCAGCAGCAUCAGCAGCAGCACAAACAAACGACGUCUUCAAGUGUAGCAGCAGUGGAGGAUGAAGAGGAGCUGGAGGAGGCCGUGCGGCGAUAUAACAGCAGUUUAUCGGGGCCUUUGCUGCGACAUAUUAAAGGAAAUGUCUUUCUAUUUGGGAUUAAGAGAGUAGAGCUCAGGAUUCUUAACUCCAAACUCAUGCGAAAAGCAGAAGGGGGUUGGGCCCCUAUAGAAGAUCCGUCUGCUGCAGAGACAGUCGAAGCAAUUGACUCGCUCGCACUCCAAGCAUAA
Eimeria acervulina is the source of this 711-nucleotide messenger RNA. RefSeq lists its product as hypothetical. NCBI's taxonomy places the organism in Eukaryota, Apicomplexa, Conoidasida, Eucoccidiorida, Eimeriidae. The annotation marks the transcript as partial. The transcript is spliced from 3 exons. The record is from RefSeq and is a predicted model, not a curated record.